AUGCUCGACGGUGUGAUCCGCGGAGGUGGCGGCGGAGGCGGCGGUGGCGGCGGAGGUGGCGGCGGAGGCGGCGGUGGCGGCGGAGGCGGCGGAGGCGGCGGGGGCGGAGGCCCAGGAAACCCCCCGGACCCGUCUCAACCACCAACAGAGCCGACUUCGCCACCGACAGAGCCGACUUCGCCACCGACAGAGCCGACUUCGCCACCGACAGAGCCGACUUCACCACCGACAAAGCCUACUUCGCCACCACCACCGCCGCCGCCGCCGCCGCCCAGCCCUGUUGAACCAGGGGACCUUCCACCGCCAACACCGCCAAAACAUCCCGGCCGGAAAGUACGAGUUGACCGAAACGCAGUCGAUGUCGUUGAAGAGUGGAGACAUGUUCUACAACUACAAGGGUUAUCGGCCGACCAGGCAGCCGAGGUCAUCAAUGGAGUCCAGGGCGACAUGGCUACUACAGAAAAAGUUAUGGCAGCCAGCGCCUCUAUCUCUUCUCCUAAUAUGCUUAGGGGCGGGAAGCCUGGGGGUCUGCAGACGCUAUGUAUCUCAGAAGCUGCAAACUUUGCAACCUAUGGAGUUCGGCCGGAAGUGUUGAGCAAGUCCCUGGCUCGCGCAGGUGUGCCUCACGACUUGGUGCCUCGCACAGUAUCAAUUCUCAAAAAGAAUGUAGUCAAGGACCCAGGGAGGCCCGAUCGACACGUGGCUUUCAAAGAUUCCGCAAAGAUCAUCGCAGACACUGCCUAUCUUCAAGGUGUAGCUGUCGACGGAGCAGCGAGGUCCCUUAUCUUUGGAGACCCCGGCCCACGAAUUGAUCACCAGCUUCGCCGUGCUGGUGUCCCUGAGGCCAAUGUGGACAAGACGAUAUCCGACAUGAGGAAUGCUAUCAAAAAAGCCGGGACCGAUAAAGACAAGGCUUUCCUAGACUCGAUCGACGUGAUCAAUGAAGCUGCUACGCGUCCCUCUAGCUCCUGGUUAUUGAGUCCCCGCAGUAUUGAUGCCACUGGAGCUGAGAGUGCCAUUGAUGCUAUGGGAGCUACAUACAUGCUCUGGCUCGGGUUGACAAACGCGAUGUGGCACAGUGUCGCUGAAAUGGGGGAUGAAAUACACCCAGAGAUCCGAGAGGAAAUCCUUGCCCUUGGCCAGCCACCAGCAUUGAAGGCUUGGAAGAGCUUCACCUACCCGUACCAACGUACUGGCAAGCCCGACUUUGGCAACGGAAACGGAACCAACGGUACCAACGGUACCUCAUCCGCAUUGCCUACCACGACCCGCUGGUUAAACUCAACUGCCCUGCCCACCUCCAUAUUCCAUAACUCAACCUUCCUGUCGACCACGACCCGCUGGUUAAACUCAACUGCCCUGCCCACCUCCACAUUCCAUAACUCAACCUUCCUGUCGACCACGACCUCUCUGGCAAACUCAACUGUGCUCAACUUCUCUGUCGAGCUCAACCUCUCUGUCGAGCUCAACCUCUCUGUCGAGCUCAACUUCUCUGUCGAGCUCAACCUUUCUGUCGAGCUCAACUUCUCUGUCGAGCUCAACCUCUCUGUCGAGCUCAACUUCUCUGUCGAGCUCAACUGGGCAGCCGGCAACCCUAACCGUAACCAGUACUGCGCCGCCGACCAAGACCUCGGAACCGGCGCCAACCACCAGCAUUGCAAGGCCUCCGCCUAA
This is a messenger RNA of Diaporthe citri, 1674 nucleotides long. RefSeq lists its product as uncharacterized. The record is from RefSeq and is a predicted model, not a curated record. The transcript is spliced from 2 exons. The coding region runs from base 1 to 1674 and encodes 557 amino acids. Lineage: Eukaryota; Fungi; Ascomycota; Sordariomycetes; Diaporthales; Diaporthaceae.